ACAACGCCUCUGUCCUUUAUAACUUAAUAAAUACUAGAACGAAAUGGAAGCUAACAAAGAGGCUGCCUUCUUACUUUAUCAAAAAGCUCUUGAACAUUUUAAAGAAAAGAAUUAUGAAACUACACUUCGCUGUUUGCUUAAGUCAGUAAAACUUUAUCCUGUUGCCGAGGCUGUUGAACUUUUAAGCAAAACAAAGCUAAUAGUUGGGAAUACAGAAAAGGAAACAACUUUACCAACCGCAGGGAAAGAAGAAGCAAUUUCUACUAAAGACAAAGAAGCUAUACUACAAAUUAGAAGGUGCAAAAGUCAUUACGAAGUUCUAGGGGUCUCUAAAAGUGCUACUGAUAUAGAAAUUAAAAAAGCUUACAGAAAACUAGCUCUUCGUUUCCAUCCUGAUAAGAAUCGCGCUCCCGGGGCUGACGAGGCUUUUAAAAAAAUAGGCAUAUUGCUUUCUCUACACUUAUACUACGCUAGUUUUAGUAAAAGCAGUGCUAUCUAA
Molecule: messenger RNA, 499 nt
Organism: Zophobas morio
Lineage: Eukaryota; Metazoa; Arthropoda; Insecta; Coleoptera; Tenebrionidae
Product: dnaJ homolog subfamily B member 14-like
Exons: 4
Coding region: 44-499 (151 amino acids)
Biological process (GO): cellular response to misfolded protein
Cellular component (GO): endoplasmic reticulum membrane
Molecular function (GO): Hsp70 protein binding
Source: RefSeq, a predicted model, not a curated record